AUGCCAGCCUUUAUACUUUUCAAGCCACUUCUUGCCGCCUCUUCUCUUCCGAACUGGGAAAAGGUCGCGGAGGAGGGUGAAUUCGUGAGCACCAGUGCCGCCUCGCAGCGGUGGGGACGUCUUUACAAGAUACUCAUUGGCGAUGAGAAAUCUUCGACUCCGAGCAAAGGAAAGGGCAGCACAGCGAAAAAUGGUGGAGGAAACGCAAAACAGAAAUCUACGACCAAGAAGAAAGCUUCAACCUCGAAGACAUCAAAGAAACCUGUGGAAGAGGAGAGUGAUGAGGUCGAUGGCGAUACUACAACAUCACCUGGAGUUGUAACUCCUAAGAAGCGAGCUCGCAAUAGCAACACCGGGAGCGACGUGGAGGAAGAUACACCAACAAAGGUUCCGAAGACCGAGGUGAAAGAUGAGGGUGACGACUAG
Molecule: messenger RNA, 426 nt
Organism: Endocarpon pusillum Z07020
Lineage: Eukaryota; Fungi; Ascomycota; Eurotiomycetes; Verrucariales; Verrucariaceae
Exons: 3
Coding region: 1-426 (141 amino acids)
Source: RefSeq, a predicted model, not a curated record